Messenger RNA from Pongo pygmaeus (Bornean orangutan), 4863 nucleotides. RefSeq lists its product as uncharacterized. The transcript is spliced from 9 exons. Gene Ontology annotation, biological process: alpha-tubulin acetylation. The coding region runs from base 197 to 1063 and encodes 288 amino acids. Gene Ontology annotation, molecular function: tubulin N-acetyltransferase activity. The record is from RefSeq and is a predicted model, not a curated record. NCBI's taxonomy places the organism in Eukaryota, Metazoa, Chordata, Mammalia, Primates, Hominidae. Gene Ontology annotation, cellular component: microtubule.
CACCCCCUGGCCCUUUUCUCCCGGUUCUUCUCCAAACCUGGUCCAGGCACCACGCCCCCUUCUCACUGACUAGUGAUCUCCCCUUUUGAUGUCCUGGCCUGCCUUUUUGGUGACCUCUGACCCUGGGCCUAGUGGGAUUGAUCAGCACUUGGAUCUGUGACCUUUCACCCCGGUCCCAAAAUGUCCCAAUCAAAGGAUGUGGUUGACCCGGCCUUUCUGCUUCCUCACAAUAACCUUAAGGGAGGAGGGAGGGUACCACCUUGAAAGUGUUGAUCUACAGCAGCAAAUUAUGACCAUUAUAGAUGAACUGGGCAAGGCUUCUGCCAAGGCCCAGAAUCUUUCCGCUCCCAUCACUAGUGCAUCAAGGAUGCAGAGUAACCGCCAUGUUGUUUAUAUUCUCAAAGACAGUUCAGCCCGACCGGCUGGAAAAGGAGCCAUUAUUGGUUUCAUCAAAGUUGGAUACAAGAAGCUCUUUGUACUGGAUGAUCGUGAGGCUCAUAAUGAGGUAGAACCACUUUGCAUCCUGGACUUUUACAUCCAUGAGUCUGUGCAACGCCAUGGCCAUGGGCGAGAACUCUUCCAGUAUAUGUUGCAGAAGGAGCGAGUGGAACCGCACCAACUGGCGAUUGACCGACCCUCACAGAAGCUGCUGAAAUUCCUGAAUAAGCACUACAAUCUGGAGACCACAGUCCCACAGGUGAACAACUUUGUGAUCUUUGAAGGCUUCUUUGCCCAUCAACAUCCUCCAUCAAGGAAGCUGCCACCCAAGAGAGCAGAGGGAGACAUCAAGCCAUACUCCUCUAGUGACCGAGAAUUUCUGAAGGUAGCUGUGGAGCCUCCUUGGCCCCUAAACAGGGCCCCUCGCCGCGCCACACCUCCAGCCCACCCACCCCCCCGCUCCAGCAGCCUGGGAAACUCACCAGAACGAGGUCCCCUCCGCCCCUUUGUGCCAGAGCAGGAGCUGCUGCGUUCCUUGCGCCUCUGCCCCCCACACCCUACCGCCCGCCUUCUGCUGGCUGCUGACCCUGGGGGCAGCCCAGCCCAACGUCGUCGCACCAGGUAAUAGGAGUUGAAGGGCUAAGGAGCCUCACAGCUAUCAAAGAGGAUGUCAGAAAUGGCAAAGGGCAAUUUGAAUCCAUCAGAGAGAUGGAUCAGUAAGAUGGGUGGAUUGGGGGGGUCCUGAAACCUUUCACAAAAAAUAUUUGUGCAAGUGAUCUGGGAAAAAAAUACAGUGAAAGAGCAGAAUAGGACCUUAUAUGGAGCCUAGGGACCCUGGCUUUAAUGUGAGAGUUGUGUGGAAUGGUAGGAAGAACACCGAGAUCCAUCGAGUUGGGGGAACAGAGCCUUCUAAGAUUGGGGAAAUCUUCGCUUAAUACUUGCUGGGGAAGGGGCAGUGUCUGACACAGAGUGGGGAGCCACUGGCUUGUGUGCCAAGAGUCCAUCGCAGCAGGCAGGGAGUGGGCAUUUCCUUUAUUUCUCUCCCUAGCUUUCUCUUCACCUCUGACUUCUCUGUUUUUCUCUCCCCCGCCCCCCGCCAUUUCCCCUCUCCCUUCCUCCCAUCCAUAACAUCCUUCCACAGCUCCCUUCCCCGCUCUGAGGAGAGUCGAUACUGACAGCUACCCUCUCCCUUCCCUGGGAGACCUAGGGUGGGCAGAGACCCCCUCCCUGAGAACCUCAGACCCACUCUUCCAUUGCAUCCUGUAGGACCCAGUGGAACCUGACAGAGCCCAUAGGGUUCCCUCUUCUACUUUCUUAGACAGCAGAGAUGUCAGGGUCUCAAACUGCCUAACACUUUGUAGCUUUUCUUACCACAAAAGCACCCCUUCUCUCCUAACUUGGGCUCUGAAUACUUUCCCCACAGGAAGUCUGAUCUGUUGCCAGACUUCUUGAUUAGAUGGCUCAUACAUUUAUCUAGAGAAGCACACUCUUGCUUGCUGUCAAAUUUUAGAACACCAUGGAAGGUCUAAGGGCGUCCUGUGCCAGGGAAACUUUUUAAGGAAUUUUAUCUAUGGGAUAAACCCCAUAUUCCCUCUAGUGUCUACUGGUGGCUCUAAUACUGCUUUGUGCUGCCUGCCACACUUGCCCUUUGAGCCUGCGAAUGGCCGCCAGUGAGCAAGCUCUGCUUCAGAGCGUCUAGUUAGGUAGAACAGGGACUUACCAGCUUCCCAAAGGGAUCUACUCAACAUUGCCAAACUCUUCAUUUCCACAUUUUGUGUAGGUGUCAGGGAACCCCAAACUGGUGUUGCUUUGGGGUCUCUAAAGGAGACUGGCUGACACCACCAUUUCCCCCAGAUCCAGAUUCUCUGAGGGAGGCUGUUUCUUGAGAGUAGAUCCAGAGUCUCAAGGAUCUGUUAGAUCCUGGAAUCCCCUCUUGCAUCCAUCCCUCCCUGGUAGCUAGAUGCCGAUAUAUUCCUGUCUUGUGAGAUUGUCGAGAUGAGAUGGGGGACCACUCUUCCUCUCUCCUUCCUCUCUCCUUUCCUCCAUAGCAAGGACAACCUUCCCUGCUCCAUGCCCAGAGUAUAGCUAGAUCCCUUCCCCUCCCUAACCUCUGAAUGUGUGCUAGAUCAGGUGCCCCACUGUGUUUCCUGAAAUCCUUGGGAGCCGGAUCUCCCCCUCUCCCCUACUCACUCUUCCCUUUUCUUCUCUCAGUGUUGUCUGAAUAAAGUGUGAAUUCUUUUGUGUUUUCUAAAUUGACAUUUUCAAUGAAAAAAAGAAUCACAAAAAAAAAGAAGUUGUCAGCCUCAUUUGUGCGUCAUCCCUUAUUUUCCUGGGAUCUCAGGACCUCUGUCCCUCUCAUUUCUCACUUCUGAGAUCUGCACAUCUUUUACCCAGGAGCCUCAGAGCUCGCGGGUCUGGUGUCUGCCUAUGCCCAUCUUCACUGUUAGUCCUCCUGCAGAUUCUGUGUCUCCUUUCAUGUAGGUGCUGGAUCCCUGUGUGUGGGCUUCUGUAUCUACUCCCUCAUUCCCUCCAGGAACCUCCAGCUCUCCCCAGUGAUUUCUACCCUUUACUCUGGGCCUGCCUUUGCCAAGAUAUCAAAGCUUACCAACAUCUCUGGAUCCACUAAUUACCUCCUGCCUCCUGUAUUCCUCUUCCCACUCUGAUUACCUGACGUCUGCUCCACUAAACCGCUGGAUCUCUCUCAAGACAAACCCUUACCUCCAUUGAGAGUGCUACACAGUCUGUCACCCUAUUUACAGAGGCCCCCUUCCUUUUCCUCCUAAAUUCAAAAUUCAGCCUUGUCACUUCCUAUUUCCCUCUGGUCUAAGGAAUCUUUUUUUUUUUUGAGAUGGAGUCCUGCUCUGUCGCCAGGCUGGAGUGCAGUGGCACAAUCUCGGCUCACUGCAACCUCCGCCUCCUGGGUUCAAGCAAUUCUCCUGCCUUAGCCUCCCAAGUAGCUGGGAUUACAGAAGUGCACCACCGCGCCCAGCUAGUUUUUGUAUUUUUAGUAGAGAUGGGGUUUCACCAUGUUGGCCAGGAUGGUCUCGAUCUCCUAUCGCGUGAUCCACCCGCCUUGGCCUCCCAAAGUGCUGGAAUUACAAGCAUGAGCCACCGCACCCAGCCUGGUCUAAGGAAUCUUAUACUUAAGGUAACCCUGUUUUCCAAACCAAACACCAGAGUACCUGAUCCAACACAUUUUUGACCACAUGUGAGUCUGUUCUUAUGACAUGAUUUGGAUCACACCUAGCCAUAGAUUUAACUAGAAAGAAUAGAGCAAUAAAUCAGAAGCACUCCAGAAAAUCUUGGGUAUAAAAUGAACUUCCCCCACCCUUUUCUGGGGCACAGCUUUGAUUAAAACCCAUUAGGAAUGAUAAUUACCCCCUUCUCUUUGUUCCUGUGCUAUUCCUUUUACUCCUCUCCUCUGAUUCCUCCAUACCCACCCAUCUUUCAUCCAGUAGCCUCCUCCCCAUCAUCUCCCAUUUCUUCUACAGGGGGACUCCCCCAGGUCUGGUAGCCCAAAGCUGCUGCUACAGCCGCCAUGGGGGGGUGAAUUCCUCAUCCCCCAAUAUAGGUAAGUAUUCACUCCUCCCUACCCUCAAAUCAAGUAGGCCACAUUCACUAUCUACUCCUGCCUCCCCAUUCACAUGCCUGAUAUUUCCACAGGCAACCAAGACUCCAAGCAGGGAGAACAGGAAACAAAGAAUAGGUGAGGUCUAAACCCCUCCCCUAACAGCCUCCCACCACCAUCUGACUCCCUUCCUAACAUCAUUCUCAGCCACUUCCUACUCUUAAAUCUUAUUGUAUAAACUGGACACCAGCUCCUCCCACAAUUCCUUCUACCUUACAUCCUGCAAGCCCCUUUCCCCCACAGGUUCAACUCUGGUACUUCCCUUUGGAAUACGGGUUCUCUGAGAGGUUUUAAAUUUGGACAUAGCACUAAUGGUUCCAGCCUCAUACCCAUCAUGUGUCCUACAUUAAAACCUGGCCUGAGAUCUUGAAGAGUCUGUAAUCUUAAUUUCCUCUUUAGUAUUCCUAUAACCCACUCUCCAUCUCCCCACCUACCAGGUCUGCCAGUGAGGAGCAGGCCUUGUCACAGGAUGGGUCUGGGGAGAAGCCCAUGCACACAGCUCCUCCACAGUCCCCGACCCCGGCCCCGGCCCCACCAGCCCAGUCCUGGACAGUGGGUGGGGACAUACUCAACGCCAGGUUCAUUCGAAACCUGCAGGAACGUCGCAGCACCAGGCCUUGGUGACCGCAUCUUCAAAGUAUUAUUUCUCCCUCACUACAGGAAAGAGCCAAAGCUCAACCCUCAUAAUAGAUGGAUACAUUCAUUCAUUCAUUCAUUCAUUCGUUCAGCAGGCUUAUCAGAUUCAAGUCAUUUGUAUCUUUUAACCAGACCAAUAAAAGUAUUUAUUUUUAUCACAA